Molecule: messenger RNA, 489 nt
Organism: Panicum virgatum (switchgrass)
Lineage: Eukaryota; Viridiplantae; Streptophyta; Magnoliopsida; Poales; Poaceae
Product: STS14 protein-like
Exons: 2
Coding region: 1-489 (162 amino acids)
Source: RefSeq, a predicted model, not a curated record
AUGAGGGGCAGACCCACCAACGACCCUGGCGUGAGCCUCGCCUCACCCAGUGGUGGCACCGGCAGCAACGCGACAUCGGCGGCGGCGGACGAGUACCUGGCGCCGCACAACCAGGCGCGCGCGGCGGUGGGCGUGCCCCCGCUGCGGUGGAGCGCGGACCUGGCAUCGACCGCAGCGGAGGUCGUGGCGCAGCAGCAACGGCAUGUCGGGUGCGCGUUCGUGGACAUGGGCGGCAGCCCCUACGGCGCGAACCAGGGGUGGGCGAGCUACCGUGCGCGGCCCGCCGAGGUGGUGGCGUCGUGGGUGGCGCAGGGGCGGUACUACACCCACGCCAGCAACACCUGCGCCGCUGGGCGGCAGGGCGGCACCUACACGCAGGUGGUGUGGCGCCGCUCCGCCGAGCUCGGGUGCGCGCAGGCGUCCUGCGCCACGCUCACGCUCUGCCUCUACAACCCGCAUGGCAACGUGCAGGGACAGAGCCCCUACUAG